Molecule: messenger RNA, 3007 nt
Organism: Drosophila willistoni
Lineage: Eukaryota; Metazoa; Arthropoda; Insecta; Diptera; Drosophilidae
Exons: 3
Coding region: 1-2616 (871 amino acids)
Source: RefSeq, a predicted model, not a curated record
AUGGCCAACAACAAUUACAAUAACGAAGAUAAUUUCAAAAUGGACCAUAAAAUAUUAGACAGCUGCGAUGAAGUGGAUUUUGUACGUGUUACACACAACAACAACAACGAGUAUGAAGAAUUGAGUAGCACCCAAGUUGCAGGGUUUACCGACAGCAACACCAAAGCUACAACAUCAGCGACAACUACAUCAGCAGCAGGAGCAGCAGCAGCAAUUGGCGAACCAAAUGGCAACAACACAUUAAAAAAGUCAAAGGAACGUCGCACUCUGUUCAAUUUUGGCAGCAACAAAAAAUAUCAACAACAACAGCAGCAGCAGCAUCAGCAAGUGGAUGUUGCCGCGACCAGCGAUACUUUUGAGGCGCCGCCUGCACCUGCAGUGCCAAUUGGUACACCACCUCGCCAACACAAAUUCGUCAAGAGUCACAGCUUAGCUCGUCUUCUGGGCAACACUUACAAUGCCAAGAAAUUUGAAAAAGAAGAGCAAAAACGUAAAGCCAAUGAGGUGGGCAAUGGGAGUGGAAAUGGUAAAUUCAAUACCUUUAGUGGGCGACGUGGUAGGGCUGGUCCUUAUCUGGAACGUUUUACUCGGGUCUCCAAAGAGGAUGGCGACAUUGCCUACGACGAUUCAAAGGUGACAAAUAUGAUGACACUUACCACAGAUUCACGCGACUUGCUUUAUGGAUCAAGACAAGAGCAUAGGGGAGAGCAGGAGUGUCAGACACCUCAAGAGCCUAAUGUCCCCCAUCAUCACCAGCGGCAACAGGAUCAUCAACACAAUUUAAGCUCCAGGACCAUGAAAACACUGACACGCAGUUUGGGUAAACUCUGGUGGAAGCGUACCCACAGUGUGGAGAUAAGCACACCAGAUCCUGAAUUUAAAGUUUCAUAUUUAGGCAAUGUCCUAACAGGAUGGGCCAAAGCUGGAGAGGGUUGUGUGGAGAAACAAUUGAACACACUGUGGCGCAAUUAUACCCAACAUUCCAAGCCCGAUGUUAUAAUGCGUGUUAAGGUCUGUGCCUCAGGAUUGAAAGCAACCACCAGACAACACGGACUAACCGAAUACUGGAGUAACCGGAUAACAUAUUGCUGUGCCCCCAAAAAUUAUCCACGGGUCUUUUGUUGGAUUUAUCGUCAUGAGGGUAGAAAAUUGAAGCAUGAACUACGUUGCCAUGCAGUUCUGUGCAGUAAGGAGAAGAUUGCCCAGGAUAUAUGCGAGACUUUGAAAGAGAAUCUUGAAAGUGCUUUGCGUGAAUUUAAACGUGAGAAAAUUCUAAAGCAAAACGCUCGUCUCAGUUUAGCCAACGCGGUAUACGAUAAUCCAAGUUUACCACGUCGCAAGAUUAUGUUGAGCGUCGGCGGCAAUAAUUAUCGCCCACCAUUGGAACGGUCUAAGUCAGCACCAAAGCUAAUGGCAAUUGAAGAGGCUAUUGGCGAGGAGGAGGGUGAUGAAAUCGAAGAUACAAACGAGCCAGAAAUGAUGCCGUGCUGUCAGAAGGACUCUCUUUAUCCGGCAAUGACAUUGGGACGCCGUCGUUGUCGCCGAGGACAUUCGAUAAGGCGCACAGGAAAGAUCAAAAUGGCAGCAUCAUGCUGUUCCACACACGAUCAGGAGCCAAAUGUUCCGAUGGAGACGAAGCAAGAGAACAAAGCAAGGGAUAUUCAAAGCAACGAUGGCUCCGACUCCGAUGACUUUGAAAAGCUCUUAAAAUUUGACACAACUUUGAGUAACGAAUUAUUGCCUUAUUUUGAUAUGCAACUUCAUAAGAGUAGCAGUCGAAGCAUGACUAGUUUAAGUGAAUAUCAAGACGGGGAGGCACAGGAAGUCGGUGACAAGGAUGUGCUUGAAGAGGAACCACUUAGUCUGCUACCCAUCAUCAAUAGUGAUCCAAGUGCCGAUCCUGAAGCGGAUUAUCAAACUAAAAGUGCCCCAAGAAUGGUUAAUGAUGGCGAUGAAGAUGUGGAAAUCGUUGGAGUCGAAGAGGAGGAUUAUAUGGAUGAUGCUGAUGACCAUUAUUUCCGUCAAGCGGCUAUGUUAACCAUGCUCCAUCGCAGUUCCAUGCGUAAGAUUCGAGCCAGUCACGAAACUGCUAGCCUCCAAUUUCGACAUCAGGCUCAAUCUUCUAUUUCGUCGAAUGCCUCUAGCUCUACAACAGCCAGCUCGACGGCCGCUCGGGCCAGCUCCACAACAUCUUCACAACAUGGUCUUUUGCAAAGUCCAGACAGUGAUGAAGGCUCCAUUUCAAGCGGCUGUGAAACAGCCAGCACAGUUACAAAUGUGAAUCCAGAACAUGAACAGGAGCAAGUGCUGGAGCAAAUGAUGAUGUACCAAAGAUUGGAGCCGCAGUUGAGACUUAGCGAUAUAAGCACCACCUAUAGCAGCUCUAGUAGCAUUACGCUCAAAAUGAGUGAAGAGGAUGCACCUAACCAGACAGAUGAUGGCUCUGAUAGUGAUGAAAGCGGCUAUGUAGAGUUUCAAGAAAAGGAUAAGGUUAAUGCUGUUGGUGCUUCGACUAAUGAUCGUCCUGCUCGUGUGAAGCCCCAGUUGCCACCAAAGCCGGCGCCAAGGCGCUCGAUCAGUCAUGUUGCUGUUGGUGCUGCAGAAAGUAUGCUUUAAAUUUUGUUAUCUCUCCGCAAGGGAAAUUGAAUUCUUAAUUGUAGCAAUUAAUUAACUAGUAAUAGACAUACAUUUUUUGUUGUUGGUUCAUCAUUCUUAACGAAAUAUAUAUUAAAUAAAUAUGAUAUUAUACCUCUAUCCCUUCCUCUUGUUAAUGGAAACAAAUUUGAUGAAUAUAUAUAUGUAUAAUAUUAAUAUGAUUUGUAAAUACACUAAGCAGUCUUAAGAAAACCACUCACCCGCAUAAACAAAAUUGUAUCAAUUUAAAUUAUUAAUUAAAAACGGUAAAAACAAAAAAACUUGAAGACAGUGUUAAAGGAAAUACAGACGAGACAACGAGAAUGAAAGUAAAGGACAUUUGUUAAGCCAACUAAAUGUCAUUCACCUAAUA